Molecule: messenger RNA, 868 nt
Organism: Solanum pennellii
Lineage: Eukaryota; Viridiplantae; Streptophyta; Magnoliopsida; Solanales; Solanaceae
Product: vacuolar iron transporter homolog 4-like
Exons: 1
Coding region: 122-739 (205 amino acids)
Biological process (GO): intracellular manganese ion homeostasis
Cellular component (GO): membrane
Molecular function (GO): manganese ion transmembrane transporter activity; iron ion transmembrane transporter activity
Source: RefSeq, a predicted model, not a curated record
AACUCUAGACUUAAAAAACUCUAUAAAUAACAAAGACAGAGUCUUCAUUAAACAUCAAUCCAAAAAGAAAACAAUCCUUCAUUAGCUGACAUUUCAUUACAAGUUACUGUAACUUUUCAUCAUGGCUGCUCAAAACCAUCUCCAAAUUACCAUUCCUAAAGAAAAUCAAACACCUGAAAAGGAUUUUGACUACUCUCAAAGAGCACAAUGGCUUCGAGCUGCUGUGUUAGGAGCAAAUGAUGGAUUAGUCUCAGUUGCAUCCUUGAUGAUGGGGGUUGGAGCUGUUCAAGAAAACGUUAAAACCAUGAUUAUUACUGGCUUUGCAGGGUUGUUUGCUGGUGCUUGUAGCAUGGCUAUAGGAGAGUUUGUCUCUGUCUACUCUCAACUAGACAUAGAGCGAGCUCAAAUGAAGAGAGACAAAGCAACAAGAGGACAGGACAGAGAACAUGAACAGCUGCCAAAUCCAUUUCAGGCAGCAGUAGCCUCGAGUAUUGCAUUCUCAUUGGGUGCCAUUGUGCCAAUUCUUGCUGCUGCAUUCAUAGCAAAUCAUAAGUUGAGGCUUGCUGUGAUCGUGGCAGCGGUGAGCUUAGCAUUGGUAGCAUUUGGAGGAAUUGGUGCUUUCUUGGGCAGAAGUCCUAUGGUGAAAUCUUGUGCCAGAGUUUUAAUUGGUGGAUGGAUGGCUAUGGCCAUUACCUUUGGCCUUACUAAGCUGAUUGGCUCUACUGGAUUGGAAAUGUGAUUGAAACUUUAUGUUCCUGAAUCCUAACCUGUCUUUUGUUCUACUUUAAUCUCAUGUAAUCAAGAAACUUGUAUUGCAAGUUGACUAAAUCUAUUGUGUUAUAAUACCACGAAACAUUCUCUGAACCUA